Molecule: messenger RNA, 1196 nt
Organism: Exophiala viscosa
Lineage: Eukaryota; Fungi; Ascomycota; Eurotiomycetes; Chaetothyriales; Herpotrichiellaceae
Product: beta-lactamase-like protein
Exons: 1
Coding region: 194-1138 (314 amino acids)
Source: RefSeq, a predicted model, not a curated record
GCGUACUGCAAAAUCGGUAUCUCCAAAUGACAUGUCGACCCGGCUGCUCUUCUCUUUGUUGACUAAACUUACUCCAUGCUGCGGGGAAGUAUAUGGUACGAACCACAACUACGGCUCUGCUACCACCCAAACUCUUUGCCCACAGGCUCGACUAUUGCUGUUAAAUUACUGAAAGCUCCGCCAAAAUCUGAAUAUGGGUUCGGCCGGCGACGAGGUCUAUGUGACGGUUUCCGCCCUCGAAGGAGGACAAUUGACUCUGCCUGAACGGUUGUUCAUCACAAACGCUGAUCCAGAGAAGAGAGCAACUGUUCCAUCUUUGUCCUUUCUCAUUCAGCAUCCGUCACAAGAUGGAAAAGCCCAACGUCUCGUCUUCGACCUUGGUCUCAAACGAGACCUGACACAAUACCCUCCAGCUCAACAAGCCCACAUUGCUAAUCGCCAGCCCACCAUCCUCCACCCAGACGUUGCAGACUCUCUGAGAGGAGGCGGCCUUGAUCCUGCCAAGGAUAUCGAUAUAGUCAUUCUCAGCCACGUCCACUGGGAUCACGAAGGCACCCCGGAGGAUUUUUCCAGCGCACAGUUUGUCGUGGGAUCGGGCACUCUGCACCUUUUGGCAAAUGGUGCUGGUUCUCACUACCCCAAAGCUAUCUUCAACCCGGAUCUUCUACCGCGGGGUCGAACGUCAGAACUACCGCCAGUCUCGAAGAGUGCCACGACCGCAGCAGAGAAGCAGACAGAACACGAGUGGAAACCAUUCGCGGGCUUCCCAGCCACUGUCGAUUUCUUCGGCGACGGCAGUGUCUACAUUGUCGACAGCCCGGGUCACCUAUUCGGGCACGUCAAUCUGUUGGCGCGAGUCGCUCCACAGAAAUGGGUCUACUUGGGAGGCGACUGCUGCCACGAUCCACGAAUUUUGACUGGGGAGAGAGAGAUAUCCUUGUACGACGAUGGACAUGGAGGACUGAGAUCGGUCCAUGUUGACACGGAGGUGGCUAAAGAAACACUCAAAAGGAUAGGACCCCUUCUCAAAUCCCCCACGCCGGCAUUGGAAGGGCACAAUGAGGUGGAAGUGAUUGUGGCGCAUGACAAGCCUUGGAGGGAGCAGAAUCUGCACCGAUUCUUCCCUGGCAAUUUAUAGUCAGCUUAGAGACAUAUAAAAUAUAUGUGUUUACUGUCUAAGAUUGUCGCCGAGGGCC